AUGGAGGGCCUUCUAAUGCGACAAGGGAAUCCUCUGCUUGACCAUCCAUAUCGUCGAUCUGCAAAGGCGUACGAUCUCAUUGGUGGUAAAUUCGCUGAGCUGGGGGGGCAUAUUGGCAGAUUUGAUGAUAAAGGUACGCAGCGUAGAGUCCUGAAGCAAGACUCGGAAACUUCUCACGUGGGAACAAACGUCGUCAGACCAUUCAUCGCAACUGCAUCUGCUCUCGGGAACCAGGUCCCAGUCGUCGUAGUUCUCGCCCGGUCGAGCAAGACGACGCCAGUGCGCGUCUCUGCCAACGAAGAAAACGCAUGUGAGCCGGCUGGCGAGGACGUGGUUGGCGGUAGCAAGGCCCGCGAAGACGAAGAGAUGGUGGACGCCCCCGUGGGAUCCCCUGCUGCCGCCUCCCCCAUCCCCGCUCGUGCCUCUGUUUCUCCUUUCCCCGCCAAUCCUCCUCCUCCUCCUUCGACCGCCGGUUCCUCCCUCUUCCCCGUAGCCCCUUCACGCCAGUUCUCGUAUUCAGGGCUUGAUCACACAAGGCCCUGUGGAUGUGCCAAGAACACUGCCCUCGGAAGCCACUGUCUGUUAGAGAUAAGAAAACCAGCUCACUUGAACUGGACCGGGAGAAUAUCUUCUCAAAUGGAAGACGAACAGCACCAUCUGCCUCCCGAAUAUUUGAAUUGGCGAUUCGCCGAACGCAGGUAG
This is a messenger RNA of Histoplasma mississippiense, 702 nucleotides long. RefSeq lists its product with no specific name. Bases 1 to 702 code for a protein of 233 amino acids. The transcript is spliced from 10 exons. Lineage: Eukaryota; Fungi; Ascomycota; Eurotiomycetes; Onygenales; Ajellomycetaceae. The record is from RefSeq and is a predicted model, not a curated record.